Trichomonas vaginalis G3 is the source of this 618-nucleotide messenger RNA. RefSeq lists its product as uncharacterized. The coding region runs from base 1 to 618 and encodes 205 amino acids. The transcript has a single exon. NCBI's taxonomy places the organism in Eukaryota, Parabasalia, Trichomonadida, Trichomonadidae. The record is from RefSeq and is a predicted model, not a curated record.
AUGGAUAACGCAGAUUUAGAAAAUUUAAUUGAUGAUUUAGUAUUUAAUCAAAAUUUUCUUAAUUAUUAUGAAUUAAAAUCAUAUCUCCAAAAACAUAAUAAAAAUAUAACGGGUGAUGAUAUGGAUUAUUAUUAUCCAUAUUAUAAAAAUGAAAUUUUGAAAUAUCAUGAUAAAAUAAUUUCUAAAAUUAAAGAUAAAAUUAAAAAUAAUGAAUAUACAAAGGGAAAAACUAAAUCACAACUUAAACAGUUGAAAGAUUUCAAAAAUAAAGUAUUAACAGAAGAAGAUAUUGAUGAAUUAUAUAAAUUAUAUAAUCCUGAGCCGCAAAAGCCAAAGGAACAAAAACAAAGGGUGAAAAACGCCCAGGUCCUUCAGGCCAUAAAUGAAGCACAAGCUUUAAUUUAUGAUUCAUUAGUUAAACCAUAUUCAGCCCGACUUUUAAAUGAAGAUCAACUUUUGGAAUUCAUCCUUCAACAUAAACUCGAAGCGGGAAAGUAUAUCAAACCUUUAUAUACAGCAUAUUUAAAAGCGGCAUCACAUGUGAAAGCUUUAUUUGAAACUAGAGUUGCUUUAACUUUGCGUUUAAUAUAUGUGUCACCUAAUUGGUUCACAUCAUGA